AUGAAUGAUGCCAGAAUCCCAAGGGCCCCGCGCAGGCAGCGCUUCGAACCCACGCUGGAGGAGGCGGAGGAAACUACGAGUCCCAGAUGCAAAGCGAAGGGUACCGCGGGGGCCAAUCGGCAUCUCACGCCCCCGUGCGCGGCGCUGGGCGGCCGGCGGCGGGGUAGCGCCGGCUGCGCCCUGGGAAAAACGCCGGGGCGGGUGUCGUUCGGCCCCUGCUCGCGGCUCCUUCCUGGCCCCCAGCGCUGAGCUAUGGCCGCUGCGGCGCUGCUGACCGUGGCGCUGGGCGGGGUGCUGCUCAUCGCCCGCCGCUACCUGAGCGGGGCCGGCCGGGCUUCGCGGGGGGCCGCCGCGCUGAUGCGGGGCAAGACGGUGAUCGUGACGGGCGCGAACAGCGGGCUGGGCCGGGCCACGGCGGCCGAGCUGCUGCGGCUGCAGGCCCGGGUGAUCCUGGGCUGCCGGGACCGCGGCCGGGCCGAGCAGGCGGCCCGCGAGAUCCGCGCCGUGGGCGCCCAGGCGGAGGGCGGGGAGCUGGUGAUCAGGGAGCUGGUGGCCUCGCUGCGCUCCGUGCGCAGCUUCUGCGGGGGGGUCCUACAGGAAGAGCCGAGACUGGAUGUCCUGAUCAAUAAUGCGGGGAUAUUCCAGUGUUCAUACAUGAAGACAGAGGAUGGUUUCGAGAUGCAGUUUGGUGUCAACCACUUGGGUCAUUUCUUGCUCACUAACCUUCUCCUUGGCCUCCUCAAAAGUUCUGCCCCAAGCAGGAUUGUGGUAGUUUCUUCCAAACUUUACAAAUAUGGAGAGAUCAACUUUGAAGACUUGAACAGUGAGAUAAGUUACAAUAAAAGUUUUGGCUACAGUCGCAGUAAACUGGCUAACAUACUAUUCACCAGGGAGCUAGCCCGCCGAUUGGAAGGCACAGGAGUCACUGUCAAUGUGCUUCAUCCUGGUAUUGUCCGAACCAAUCUAGGCAGAUACAUGAAUAUUCCUUUGCUGGCAAAACCCCUCUUCAAUUUGGUGUCAUGGGCUUUCUUCAAAACCCCAUUGGAAGGAGCCCAGAUAUAUUAUUUGGCCUCCUCUGCAGAAGUAGAGGGUGUGUCAGGCAAGUUUGGGGAUUGCAAAGAGGAGGAACUGCUGCCGAAAGCCAUGGAUGAUUUAGUUGCAAGAAAACUGUGGGAUAUCAGUGAAGUGAUGGUUGGAUUAUUAAAAUAAAUGGUAGGGAAAAAAGACAACUAAUAUUUUGCUACCCUGAAGCUUUCUGCAAUGGUAUUUCCCCCUUGAAUGGUGUGAAACACAAAUUACUUCGCUCACAGAUUUCAAAGCUACUAGGAGUAAUCUGUACAGCUCUUUUAAAAUAGAGAAUAUCCUCUAUUUUAAAUAAAUCCAUAUUUUGAAAAAAUACAGACCUAGAGUCUAACAGCUUGGGUGUUUGAAUAUUUUUCAGUUAAAUCUCUUCUGAAAGCUACUUGUUCUACUGAUAAAAUAAAAAGUUCUUUGCUAUGUAAUGUA
This is a messenger RNA of Dermochelys coriacea (leatherback sea turtle), 1506 nucleotides long. RefSeq names its product retinol dehydrogenase 14 (gene RDH14). The record is from RefSeq and is a predicted model, not a curated record. NCBI's taxonomy places the organism in Eukaryota, Metazoa, Chordata, Testudines, Dermochelyidae.